AUGGAGGGUGUUCCACCUGAUUUGGAACCCGACGUAAUAAUGAAAAAAAAAGGAAAAAAUGCGAAGUUGAAAAACAAGCUCAAAUUCGUUCAGGAUUCUGAGUCUAAUCAAUUGAUUGAUUCUUCCCAAGCUAAAUCGGUCUCUUCCCUUGUCAACAAAUUUGAAUCUGAAGCUCUUCCGAUCAGUUCUAUUAUCCCGUCUGAAGCUGGUAAUGCCGAAAAUUCCAAAUUGGUUAGUAUGGCCUUUGAUUCUCCUCCUGUAGUGAAAAAUGAAGCUAUUCUUCCUAAUUGUUCGAAUUUGAAUCCUCAAUUUCCCCCUGAUGUUGCUAAUUUGAAAAAUCAUGUUAGUCCCUGUUUGUUUAAUACCGAGUGCUCUUCUCCUUCUGUUAUUUUUCAUGGCUCGGUUAAUCCCACAAAAGUUGUGACGGAUUCAAUUGAAGUUCUAAGUCAGUCAGUUGUUGAAUUUGAAAAGGAUAUUGCUCAACUUUGUAGUCCUGGAGAGAAAAAUUAUAUGAUCGCUUUCUGGAAUGGUUUAUCUGUAAAAGAAAAAGAAAGAUUUGUACAUGGUUUGAGAUUUACGAAGAAGAAAUACAACAAUGGAAUUGAAGCUGAUGAAGACAAGAUGGAUGCUAUUGAUGAUGUAAAGAAGAUCUCAUUGGUUAGUCAAAGGAAUGAAAUUUUGAUGAACUGGAAAGAUCUGUCCGAUAAGGAAAAAUGA
This is a messenger RNA of Lactuca saligna, 717 nucleotides long. The record is from the annotation of a GenBank genome assembly. Lineage: Eukaryota; Viridiplantae; Streptophyta; Magnoliopsida; Asterales; Asteraceae.